AAAAUGACAGUUUUAUUCACAAUCUAUGUCAUUUUUAGCCGUUACCAACACACGACACAAUUGCGCUCCGGAUCAUGAAGGGGAAGCGGAGACCGACGACGAGCUUUUCGCUGGGCGCGCUAGCCACAUCGGCAGCUCAAGUGCUGGCGCCCAACAGCUUGCAGUUCAAUGAGCACGAGUUCCAACGAUCGCCCAAGGAGGCGCAGGACGCGGCGCGAGAGGCAGCCAAGCUAGUGAAGCCAGGUACCUGCAGCUGCGGUAGAUGCGGAAUAGUGACUGCUAGGUGGGUACUGAGAUUGAUUGACGCAGGCGACUUGAUCUUCAUCACCACGAGCGGCCUGGUCUACUCGGUUGGGAGAUAUUUAACCGAGAACGCGUACGAUCAUGUGGUGAUUGUGCUGGAUCAAAACACUGUGCUUCAUGUGGGGAUGCCAUCUGUCAAGUUGAUGCCGUUGGAGCGGCUGCUUCUGCCUCAACGACAACCUGUGGUGCUGCGCGUCCCAAUGUCGGAAGGGGAGUUACAACUAUUUCUUCGCUGUGCUAAGCAGUUGAUCGGUUGCAAGUAUGAUGUUGCGAGGGCGUACCAAUUAAUGUUGCGACUAGCUCUGAAGCGCGUGACUGGAUCUACACCGCUCCCGCGAUUGCCCCUUGACGUCAAAAGCAACGCCUGGAUCUGCAGCGAUUCUAUCAUUGUAUUGUUGGCAGGCUGCUGCAAGGGAUUUCGAGAAGCUUUGGUGAAGGCGAGGCAAGAGACUGAUCUAGACAUCUUCACGCUUGGCAGUGCGUCCAUGACUGACUUUGAACGGAUUCGGCGCAUCGAGCCGAGCAUUAUUUCGCGUGUACCAUUGCCUGUUGUUAACUACACUCUCGCGCCACGCAAACGGUCAUGGCGGGCAUACGUUCCAGAGGUGGUUCGGUUCGCACAAAGCAUGCAGGCUGGGACGUUGAAAUGGCCUCUGCUAGCACCCGAGAUCUUCCCCACAGUGCACGAGUUCGCUGCCAGCAUUCCCCCAACGUCGUGGCCCGUAAAGCGCAAGAUUCAAGUGCUAGGUUACGUGAUCGUGUUCCUCCUGAUGCUUCGACGUGGACUCACUGUAAAGCGAGUACUGUUGCGCGCCGUUGAAGUGCUUAUGUUGCGGUACGUGGCGCACCACGUCAUGCUGCACUUGCAGUCGUCCCCCGCUUUCGGCACUGCUAGACUAUAGAUUUACCCAAAAAAUGUCGAUAAUAGAUCCGAUUAUCCCUA
This is a messenger RNA of Phytophthora nicotianae INRA-310, 1246 nucleotides long. RefSeq lists its product as hypothetical. The transcript has 7 exons. Lineage: Eukaryota; Oomycota; Peronosporomycetes; Peronosporales; Peronosporaceae. The record is from RefSeq and is a predicted model, not a curated record. The coding region runs from base 75 to 1205 and encodes 376 amino acids.